AUGCCACCCAGAAUCGAUCUGGAGCCUCAUAAAGAGGAGAUCAUUACCGCCUUCCAGGGUGGAAAGAGUGCCCCAGAUAUUCGCACUGACUUGAAGCAAAAAUAUGGAUUAAAUACAUCUACCCGAACUCUUCGAAACCGACUACAAGUGUGGGGAAUUCGACAGCGAACGGUAACUCGGAUUGAUGAUGUUAAUUUACAUGAGCGCGUUCGUGCACUCUAUUCGACCACCACACUUUCAACGAAACAAAUUCUCCGAGUCCUUGCCGACGAAGGAUUGCACAUCUCUGACAGGUCGCUUGGAAGACUUCGAAGACAGCUUGGAAUUCAGCUUCGAAUUGAUGAUCCUGAACUUCGACAACAACGCGAACGAGAAAUUGAAACUGUCUUGUUAAAUGAACUUGAGACUGGACGGAUUGAGGGCCAAGGACGUCGUCUUUUGCAUUCCCAUCUUCAACGCAAUGGGUUUCGAUUCCCGGAGUAA
Messenger RNA from Penicillium taxi, 483 nucleotides. Its product is annotated as Clr5 domain-containing protein. Bases 1 to 483 code for a protein of 160 amino acids. The record is from RefSeq and is a predicted model, not a curated record. NCBI's taxonomy places the organism in Eukaryota, Fungi, Ascomycota, Eurotiomycetes, Eurotiales, Aspergillaceae. The transcript has a single exon.